Molecule: messenger RNA, 3774 nt
Organism: Phacochoerus africanus (Common warthog)
Lineage: Eukaryota; Metazoa; Chordata; Mammalia; Artiodactyla; Suidae
Gene: ALG10
Product: ALG10 alpha-1,2-glucosyltransferase
Exons: 3
Coding region: 179-1615 (478 amino acids)
Biological process (GO): dolichol-linked oligosaccharide biosynthetic process; protein N-linked glycosylation
Cellular component (GO): endoplasmic reticulum
Molecular function (GO): dolichyl pyrophosphate Glc2Man9GlcNAc2 alpha-1,2-glucosyltransferase activity
Source: RefSeq, a predicted model, not a curated record
CCGCUCCUUCCUUCCGGAAGCCCGGGGUCCGCGCUCUCCCGGCAUUCCUUUCCUUCCGGCUGUGCUCGGUUCCCUCUGGCGAUUCCCGCCUUGCGCGCCGGUUUCGAGCCCGAGUGUCAAGCCUGACUUUGCGGACCCAAGCAUCUCGCCCCGAUCUACCAGGACUGGGUUCUUGGCUAUGGGGGCAGGAAUGGCGCAGCUGGAGGGUUACUACUUCUCGGCUGCCCUGAGCUGUACCUUUUUAGUGUCCUGCCUCCUCUUCUCAGCUUUCAGCCGGGCGCUGCGAGAACCCUACAUGGACGAGAUCUUCCACCUGCCGCAGGCGCAGCGCUACUGUGAGGGCCAUUUCUCCCUCUCGCAGUGGGACCCCAUGAUUACUACAUUACCUGGCUUAUACCUGCUGUCAGUUGGAGUGGUCAAACCGGCCAAUUGGAUCUUCGGAUGGUCAGAACAUGUUGUCUGCUCCAUUGGAAUGCUCAGAUUUGUUAAUCUUCUCUUCAGUGUUGGCAACUUCUAUUUAUUAUAUUUGCUUUUCCGCAAGGUGCAACCCAGACACAAGGCUGCCUCAAGUAUCCAGAGAAUUUUGUCAACAUUGACAUUAGCAGUAUUUCCCACACUCUAUUUUUUUAACUUCCUAUAUUAUACAGAAGCGGGAUCCAUGUUUUUUACUCUUUUUGCAUACUUGAUGUGUCUUUAUGGAAAUCAUAAAACCUCAGCCUUGCUUGGAUUUUGUGGAUUCAUGUUUCGUCAAACAAAUAUCAUUUGGGCUAUCUUCUGUGCAGGAAAUGUCAUUUCACAAAAAUUAACUGAAGCUUGGAAAACCGAGCUACAAAAGAAGAAGGAAGAGAGGCUUCCCCCUAUUAAAGGACCAUUUUCAGAAUUCAGGAAGAUUCUUCAGUUUCUUUUGGCUUAUUCCAUGUCCUUUAAGAACUUAAGUAUACUUUUCCUUUUGACUUGGCCCUAUAUCCUCCUAAUGUUUCUGUUUUGUGCAUUUGUGGUAGUUAAUGGUGGAAUUGUUAUUGGUGAUCGUAGCAGUCAUGAAGCCUGUCUGCACUUUCCUCAGCUAUUCUACUUUUUCUCUUUUACUCUUUUUUUUUCCUUUCCUCACCUCUUAUCUCUUAGCAAAAUCAGGGCUUUUCUUUGCCUAGUUUGGAAACGGAAAAUUCAGUUUUUUGUGAUUACUUUAGUCUCCAUAUUUUUAGUUUGGAAGUUUACUUAUGCUCAUAAAUACUUGCUCUCAGAUAAUAGACAUUAUACAUUUUAUGUGUGGAAAAGAGUUUUUCAAAAAUAUGAAAUCGUGAAAUACUUGUUAGUUCCAGUCUAUAUAUUUGCUGGUUGGACGAUAGCUGAUUCAUUGAAAUCAAAGUCGAUUUUCUGGAAUUUAAUGUUUUUCAUGUGCUUAUUUACUGUCAUAGUACCUCAAAAACUGCUAGAAUUCCGUUAUUUCAUUUUACCUUAUGUUAUUUAUAGGCUUAACAUACCUCUGCCACCCACAUCUAGACUUGUUUGUGAGCUGGGUUGCUAUGCAGUUGUGAAUUUCCUAACUUUUUAUAUCUUUCUAAACAAGACUUUUCAGUGGCCAAAUAGUCAGGACAUUCAAAGGUUUAUGUGGUAAUAUCAGGGAUAUCAUGAACUCUAAAAUUAGACUUAUUUGGACUAUUUCUGUAAUGAAAACUAAGUAGAAAUUUUGGGAUUUCUUUAGGCACCAUAGUGAUCCUCAGAUCACAUCAGAUUUUUUGUGUUUUAAAUAUCAGAAGUAAGUGUUUAUAUAUAUGUAUAAAAUCCAAAAAAAAAAAAAGGAGUUCCCUGGUGGGCUAGCAGGUGAAGGAUCCAGCAUUGUCACUGCUGUGGCGCAGAUUUGAUCCCUGGCCGGGGAACUUCCACAUACCACAGGCAUAUAUAUAUGCAAGAAAGUUAAGUGGUAAAGAACUGAGGAGUUCCUGCUGUGUACAGUGGGUUAAGAAUUUGACUGCAGCAGCUGGGGUCACUGUGCCAGCACAAGUUCAAUCCCCACCUUCUUACAGUGGGUUAAAGGAUCUGGUGUUGGUACAACUGCAGCGUAUGUCACAGCGGUGGCUCAGAUUCGGUCACUAGUCCGGAAACUUCCAUAUGCCACAGGUGCUGCCAUGAAAAAAAAAAACAACAACAACAACAAAAAAUGAACUGAGAAAAGUUUUAAGACUUCCUCCAUAACCCUGAAUAAUGAUGGGGAAAUAAGAUAUUUAUAGUUAUCUCAUGGUAUUUCUUUAGCUACUCAAAAAGCUUGAAAACUUUUUAUAUACAAGUUUAAGUAAACUGGGCAUGCUGUAUAGUGCUGGAACUUAUUUAUUAUUCUCUUCAGAAAGAUGUAGCAGUGUCUUUGAAAAAAUUUACAAGUGAUUAGGUAAUAUUCGUGAUGGAAACAUUGUUAAACAUUUUAGUAAAUAUAAUUUAAAUCAUAAGGCAAAAUAGACUCACUGAAAUAGUAAAUCUUAUUAAAUAGAGGCUCUUCUGUGUUUAUCUAGGAAUCAAGUUACUGAUUUUUUUUUAAAAUGUAAAAAUGAUGAAGUCCUUUCACUAUUCCUAACAUGAAAUAUAUGAUGGCCAAAGAUAAAUUGCUUUGAUAAUAAUACCUUUUAAAAGGGAUUUUCUGUACUACUUUCUUAUGGCUUCCAUAGCAAAUUACCACAAAUUUGGUGACUUAAAAAAACUUCUCAGAGUUCUUACUAUAGCACAGUAGGUUAAGAAUCUGACUGCAGUGCCUCAGGUCUCUGGAGGUACCAGUUCCAUCCCAGGCCUAGCACUGUGUCCAGCCUUGCCACAGCUGCUGCUAGGAUUCAGUUCCUGACCCAGGAACUUCCAUGUGCCGUAGGUGUGGCCAUUAAAAAAAAAAAAGAAGAAAAUUCUCUCACAGUUCUUGAGGCCAGAAGUGUAAAAUUAAAGUGUCACUAGUGUUAAUUUAUUCUGGAGACUCUCAAAGAGAAUCCAUUCCAUGCCUCUCUCCUACCUCCUGAUGGCUGUCUGCUCUCCUUCAUGUUCUUUGCUUUAUAGAUGGCAUUGCUCCAGUAUCUGCCUCUGUCUUCACAUGGCCUUCCUUUUUGUUUUCUUUCUCUUAUAAGGACAAUGUCUUUGGAUUUAGGGCCCACCCUAAUCCAGGAAAAUUGCAUGCCCAGAUCUUGAACUUAAUUAAAGACUCUUUUUUUUCCAUAUAAGGUCAUAUUUACAGGUUCAAGUAGACCUAUCUCUUUGUGGGACACUUUCCAACCCACCAAAGUUACCAAAGGAGAUUUUACAGUAAACCUCAUAAAAUUUAUAGGGAAUGAUUUCUUUGCUGAGAUAUUUUAAGUAAAAUUGUAUCUUUUCUGAGAGGUUAAAACAAGUGACUUAUAACGUCACAUAAUUAAAAAACAGUGUAACUUAAUUCCAUUAUCCAAAAAAAGCUACAAUUUAAAGGAAUUUUAGAAAUUGUUUGGUCUAGUCUUAUUUUGUAAUUCAGGGAACAACUUGGGUAGGAUUUUGGGGGGUGGAUUUUGGCUUCUUUGUCUUCUAUUUUGAGUACAUUCAUUGGGUUGUCAUUCUAUUACAGAAAAGUAUUAUUUGGAUAUGUUAAUUUUGAUGUGUAAACUGAGAACUGUGUAUAGAAUUCAUCUUUUAACCCUGUUUUACAUUUGUAAACUUUUUAUAACUGUGUGAACUAUCUUCAGUAUUGAAUUAUGUUUUCUCUGGGUUUUAAAUAAUGAGUGGAUUUGUAAAGUAUUCUUCAUUUGCAAAUAUAAAAUUGUGCACAGGUGAAAA